AUGUGUUUUAGCAUUGAUUCCCCUGACAGCUUAGAUAAUAUUCCUGAGAAGUGGACCCCCGAAGUAAAACACUUUUGUAGUAACGUACCGAUUAUUCUUGUCGGAAACAAGAAGGAUUUAAGAAAUGAUGAAGGUACCCGCAGGGAACUCGCUAGAAUGAAGCAGGAACCUGUAAAAACAGAAGAUGGCAAGGCUAUGGCGGAAAAAAUAGGUGCAUACGCCUAUAUAGAAUGUUCAGCCAAAACCAAAGAAGGUGUUCGUGAAGUCUUUGAAAUCGCGACCAGAGCUGCUUUGCAGUCCAAAAAACGAAAAAAGAAAAUGAAAUGUGCUAUCAUCUAA
Molecule: messenger RNA, 339 nt
Organism: Protopolystoma xenopodis
Lineage: Eukaryota; Metazoa; Platyhelminthes; Monogenea; Polystomatidea; Polystomatidae
Source: the annotation of a GenBank genome assembly